Papaver somniferum (opium poppy) is the source of this 1207-nucleotide messenger RNA. RefSeq names its product 39S ribosomal protein L46, mitochondrial-like. Gene Ontology annotation, cellular component: mitochondrial large ribosomal subunit. The transcript has 7 exons. The record is from RefSeq and is a predicted model, not a curated record. The coding region runs from base 246 to 941 and encodes 231 amino acids. Lineage: Eukaryota; Viridiplantae; Streptophyta; Magnoliopsida; Ranunculales; Papaveraceae. Gene Ontology annotation, molecular function: structural constituent of ribosome.
CUACUCCAUUCAGUCAGUCGAGAGAAAUUCGAGUAUUCUUCUUCUUCUUCACAGUUAAGUGAAACUGGAAAAAUCCAAAGCCCUUAGGUCAAACUUGGUUUGAUUGAAUAUCUUUUAGAUUAGUGGAGACGUUUUUGAUUGAUGAUCGAUUCAGAUAUUCAAGGAAACUGGAUUUCGCCAAACAAUUACUUCCAGGGGUUUUAAGGAGGGUAUUUACAAGUCAACUAAAACUCUAACUUAGAGAAAUGCAGAGACUUGCUUCUUUCUCUCGAUCACUAAAAUCAACGAGAGGAUUCUGCACAGCCAAUGCUGAUAAGAUCGUUGCUGCUGUGUUAUUUGAGAGAUUACCAGUUGUUGUUCCAAAGAUUGACCCAGUGGUCUAUGCAUUUCAAGAAUUCUCGUAUCGGUGGGGACAGCAAUAUCGGCGGAAGUAUCCUGAUGAUGUUUUAGGAAAAUCUGAUGCCAGGGGGAAAGGUGACAUCCAAAUUGAAUAUGUACCAGCUCCACGGAUAACUGAAGCAGACAAGAAUAAUGACAGAAAGUCACUACAGAGAGCGCUUGAUAGAAGACUUUAUCUUCUUCUCUAUGGAAACAGCUACGAGUCUCCUGCAGGAAAGCCUGUCUGGCAUUUUCCAGAAAAAGUCUAUGAGAAGGAAGAGACAUUGCGUAAGUGUGCAGAGUCGGCACUACAAUCUGUUAUUGGGGAUCUUUCACAUACAUACUUUGUUGGAAAUGCUCCUUUUGCUCACAUGAUUAUACCUCCGAAAGAGGAUUCAAAUGACGUUCCAUCACUCAAGAGGUUCUUUUUCAAGUCUCAAGUAAUUGCUGCUAACAAGUUUAACGUCGGGAAAUGUGAGGACUAUGUUUGGGUGACCAAGGACGAGUUGCUGGAGUAUUAUCCUGAGCAAGCAGCUUUCCUUAAUAAGAUGAUCAUUAGCUGAUUUGGGUUAUAAUAAUUCUUUGAUGAAUCCUCAAUUAGGUUUCGUAUCACACAGCAUUAUUUUGCUUUCCUUUUGGUUCAGAAAGCCUAAUUUAUGUUUUUGGUACUGAAAUUAAGCUGUGUCAAUAUUUUUGCCUCCCUUUUUGUGGAUCCAAAAUUUUGUUCAACAAUUCUCUCCUUGUUUCAAAUAGCCUGUAUGGUUUUCCCCUUUAACAUAAAAAUAAACAACUGCUAUUCUACUGAUUUAAAUGUCUGUUCUCUUUGGAA